Molecule: messenger RNA, 5602 nt
Organism: Limulus polyphemus (Atlantic horseshoe crab)
Lineage: Eukaryota; Metazoa; Arthropoda; Merostomata; Xiphosura; Limulidae
Product: pyrroline-5-carboxylate reductase 1, mitochondrial-like
Exons: 6
Coding region: 289-1107 (272 amino acids)
Biological process (GO): L-proline biosynthetic process
Molecular function (GO): pyrroline-5-carboxylate reductase activity
Source: RefSeq, a predicted model, not a curated record
UGGACUUUGAAUCAUAGCGUAAUAGAUGUUAAAAUUAGAUAACGUUAUGGAAGAUCUUUGGAACUAACCACUGGUUUGCUCCUAACAGUUUUAAGGGGAGCAGUGACUUUUCUGGUUUUUUUCCAUACGUAAUCGCAGACAUAUGUUAGUUUCAUUUGGUAACCGGCAUCUGAGCAAGGUCAUAAUCGUGUCGCUGACGUAAAUUCAUAAACAUUGAAAGUGGCAAAACUAAGCUCUCUUGUCAUUAUCUUUACAUUAUAAGACUCACAAUUUCAUAAAUUUUUGAAAAUGCUCAUCGGGUUUGUAGGAGCUGGACGAAUGGCCCAAGCCCUUGCACAAGGUUUUAUUGCAGCAGGUAUAACAAAGGGAGAAAAAAUUAUAGCAAGUUGUCCACCACAAGACUCUGCCCUUCUGGAAUACUUUGGGUCAAUGGGAUGCAAAACAAGUUACAGCAAUGCAGAAGUUAUCCAGAGGUCUGAGGUUGUUGUUCUGGCAGUAAAGCCUCCUAUCGUGCCAAAAGUGUUGCAGGAAGUAGCCUCAAUAUUUACUCCUGGUCAUUUGAUGGUAUCAAUUGCACUUGGCAUUCCAAUACGUUACCUGGAACAAAUGUUACCAAGAAAAACACGAGUUGUACGUGUUAUGCCAAAUACUCCAGCAUUGGUUAAGCAUGGAGCUUCAGUGUUUUCAUGUGGUUCUACUAUCAAAGAGGGAGAUUCAGACCUAGUGAAGAAGAUGUUAACAAGUGUUGGGAUUUGUGAAGAGGUUCCUGAGACACUGAUUGAUGCUGUCACGGGUUUGAGUGGCAGUGGCCCAGCCUAUAUGUAUAUUGCAAUAGAUGCACUUGCAGAUGGUGGUGUUAAGAUGGGACUUCCUCGAGAUUUAGCCAUUCGUUUAGCUGCACAGACGCUACUGGGUGCAGGUAAGAUGGUGCUGGAAACAGGACGCCAUCCUGGUGCAUUAAAAGAUGAUGUGUGUUCACCUGCUGGUUCCUCCAUACAUGCUGUUCAACAACUUGAGCGACAUGGGCUGAGAACCGCACUGAUUGAAGCUGUCCAAGCAGCAGCUCUGCGUUCUGAGGAAGCAGGACUUAGAGAGAAAAAAAGCUAAACCAUUCAUUCAUAUUAUACUUAUUUUUUUAAAUAUCUAUUCAGUGACUGAUUCAUUGUCAAAUAACAAUUUUACAUACAUAUUUUUAUUGAAUCCUUUGAAGUUUUUAUGUUUUUUAAUAGUAUUUUUGUAAACAGCAAGUUGUGAUGAUGCAUAAAAUGUUUGGUGAUUCAGCUUCCAAAGUUACAUUUAAAGAGGGGAAAAAUUAACAUAGAAUGCUAUGAAUAUUUUUCUCUUUCAUCUUUUGAAAACAUAAUAUUCAUCUUGGUAAUUAGACGUGAAAUUAAAAAGAUUGUCAGGUUACAAAAUACAGCAAGCCAUAUUUUUUACUAAACUAGCUGAUGUAUGUAUUCAAAGCAAGAAAUAACAUAGGGGGUCAGAUCCUGUGUCACUCCAUGGGGGGUUUUAAGGGUACAUGCCUUGUUUAGUGUCAGUUGGACCAGCAAUUCAAUAUUAAUAAGCAGAGUCACUCACACACAGAGACAUUUGUCAGAUAAUGAUUUAGAUUUAUGUUUUUUCAUGAGGUUAUUAUCCGAAUAUUAUAAUCUAUGCAUGCAAUAUUAUAAUGCCUGAGAUUAGUCAAAUUUUAUUUGAAUGUGGUAACUUCUUUUGUAUUUUUAAAUUGUUUGUAAAUUUGAAGUAUAACUGUAUAAAAAAAAUAUUGUAUUAUGUAAUAAAUUUUAACCUACAAGUGAGUUUAAUUUACAAGUGCUGGAUUUUAACAAACUUUGAUAUUAUUAUUGCCAUGUGACAAUAGCACAUUAAAAACUGAUUAAAUGAGAUUCAGUAUUUGGUCCACUACAUUGCUUGUUAGAAGUACAAAUUCUGUAGAUAGAAGAUAUGACAAACUCCAGAACAAUUUUUACUCAUACUGUCUAAGUUAUGAAGAUUGGAAAUGCUUAAGUGAAACAGAACAAACCUUCAGUGUUCUUUUAAAAAAAUUUAAGUCUAUCCUUGUAGUAGAGCUGGUUUUAUGACUUAAAUGUUGCUCUUCAGGCUACAUUAAGAAGGGAACAAAUGUAGAUUCCAAUUAUAAAAUGGUCUAUAACCAUAUGCAACUAUUGGAAAAAGGUAUAGUAACAAGUGUUACUUUAAAAUGUAUACACAUAUUUUUGAUAAUCAAAACAGUACGCAACAGUUUCUUUUUAGUUUUCUGUUUUGAGCAAAUGUAUGAACCAAUCUCAGUCAUUGGUCUAUUUUAAGUUAAUAGGUCUGUUGUUAAAUGUUCAGAAUCAGUGCUUAAAGACAAAAACAAGUUUUUAUGGGAAUGGUUAGAGGAAAGUGAUUCUGAAAGUUUUAAAAAAGAAAAAGUAUGCACAAUUCUUUAUGACCAUAUUCAAAAAUGCAUUUUUCAGUGAAGACCCCCUGAAGCUCCUACCAGUACAUUAUGCUAGUCCUCUUCUAAAGAGUCAUAUGACUGUUCUUUGCAUCACAAUUUUCUUCUAGUUACAUUAGCUCGUUAUACUUACAUCUUUAUUAAAUGAACUUAAAAAACAUGGAACUUUUGAAUUAUUUUUUAGCUAACACAUCAUACUCUUGGGGUUUGCUUAAUGAGCUGUGGCUUAACUUUAUCAAUGCAUGUAUUAAAAUUUAAAACUAAUGCAAUUACUACAUGGUAUAUAAUUACUUGUCUCAGUAAAUAGCUGAAAUGUUUAGAGUAUACUAUUAUUUUUUUUAUUGAAUAAACAUUUCUGAAUUAAAUAUCCUUUCUUCACACAGUUAAAUAAAACAGCUUGAUAUACCAACCUAUAAGCUAAAUCUGUCAUCCAAACCAUUAAAGCUUGACCUUUUAUAAUCACAUUGAGUGUUAACCUACAGAGAAGUAGCCAACACUUCUGAGUGGGGUGAUGUCUUUUUCCAAAAAAAAUUUGGACAAUUUCUUCCACACAAAGAACUUAAGUGAUUUAUCUUAACCUAAAUGAGACAUGUAAAGUGAAAGUAUUCAAAAAUUAAAAGAACAAAGAGAAGCUUAGCUUACCUCACAAGCUGCUGAGUUGUAAGUAAUGGUCAUUUACAUUUUCAACCCUGACUGGCUACACUCCUGAACUGUAACUAAUAGCCCUAUUUUAUAAUUCACUAAUUAAACCAUAUUUGAUCAAUCAUGAAUGUACAAUUCACUUUUACUCCCAGUAAGUCAUAUCUGUUGAAUAAACAAUUAACAGUUGUUAAAUUAUAAACAGAAGCAAAAAAGUAAGAAUUUGUGUUUUACAGAACUUUAACAUUGUAUUUUGAUUAGGUAAAACAUACAAAGAAAUGGUUAAAAUCAGUGUAAGAGAAAAAAUAUUAUGUGGUCAACGACUUUGUCAGAUUACUUCCAUUGACUGAGCCUUCUUUGUCAGUAAGCUUGGUUACACUGUCUUCUCUGUUGUGUAUGUAUGUAUUGUUUUGUGAUGAUUAUGUUUGGCAAUGGAGAGAUUAUGAAUCUUUGUACAAGAUCUGAGGUUUAUAUGAUUGAUCUCUUAACUGUUUCAGCUAAUAAAAAGAAUUGAACUUUAAACUGACCUUUAUAAGGUAUCUACCUUAAAGGAAGGAGUUUGAUUUCAUUAAAUUAGUCUUAUUGUUAGAAUCUGCUGAUUUAUCAUGGGGAGGAGAAGGUUAUUCUGAGUUGUAUGAAGUAUUUUUUGGUAUCUUUGUAUACCUGAAAACUAUUAAUAUAUUCAGUCUUGUGAACAAAAGAAUGGCCUUUAUUCAGGACCAAUUUUUUUGCAUCAGUGUUGUAUGACAUGAUGCUGUUCAAUGAUUAAAUUGGUUUUCUGACUUUGGAAGUUUUGAGUUUCUUAUGUUUGGUAUCUUGAAGAAAAAUAUUGAGGAAAAACUUAGUUUUUCAAUUCUCUAAAAAAUUAAUAAAGAAAUAAAAAUUGGGAACUAUUAAUUUCUUGCUCAUGUAGUUGGGAGUAUUUGUAUUAGUUUUCAGCUGUUUGGAUAGUUGAUAUUAGCAUCAUCAAACAUUGAGAGUACUUUAUUCAAAAUGUAUCUAGAAUGAUUAAAUUUAAGCUUAAAUAUCUGUGAAAUGAAACAAUAGGAUAAGAACUAAUAACACAGGUGUAGCUGUAAUAUGUGAUUUUUUUUAAGCAGGCUGUAAGUGAUUAUGAACAGGUAAAAAAUAGUUUUAAGAUAGAAAGCUAAGAAAAUCAUAAAAGAGCCUUGUGAAGAGUUUGAUAGGUAUAGAUGUUUCUAAGUAAACCAGAAAGGCAACACAAAUAACAAAAAGCUGCAUUUGAUGGUAUUUAUGUUACUUUUUAUAAUUAGAAUGACUUUAAAGCUUUAUGAAGAGUUGAUGUGAUGAUUUUUAUUCAUGUUAUUACACAUGGUACAGAAGUGGAAAGAACAGUUAAAUUUUCUUGUAAGAAAGAGAAAUAAUUGUUGUACCAAAACCAAAUUAGUAUACCAUUUUACAUUUACCCCUGCAUUGGUCAAGAAGUAUGCUAUGAGGUAUAUAUGCACAAAGGAAGAGAGGGGGUAAGGUUAGAGGUGAAUUGUAUACCUUAUGAAUUCAAGGGUGCGUGAAUUAAUCAAAACCUAUAUACGUGCGUACAGACAUACACAUCUAAUGAAAUGUACAGAAGUUAUGGACUUAAGUAUCAGUUUGUAGUAUUAAGAUAAUUUAUUCAAAGAAGGCUAUUCUAAAGGAUUAUUACCUUAUCUAGUCUUUAUUUUAAACAAUUCUUGAAAUAAUUUGUACUGAUUUUCUGUAUUUUGACAUUUAAUGUAUACUUUUUAUAUUAUGUAAGUAUAUUUAUGAGUAAGUGUGAUUGCAGGAAGGCAAAAAUGAUGUUUUAACCUCAGAUAUGUUUAGUCAGUAAUGUAUGGUUUUUCUUCAAAAUAUUUUUAAUAUCAAAUUAUCCGAACAUAAAUAACAGAGAUUAGUGAAAUGCAUAAAAAUAGGUAAUUAGAAUAUUAAAAUUUCAUAAUUUUAUACAUGUGUAUUAUGUAGAGGACACCUAAGCACAAGUGUUGUGAAAGGAUGAAAUCAAAGGCAUUUUUCAUUUGGUGACAAUGUGUGAUGACUUGGUCAAGUUUUCUUCUUGUGAUUUCACUGUGAAAAAUCCAUAAAAUGUUUAAAAUUACUAUCUUCACAUGAAACUUUCCUACUUAAAAAGUGAAGAGUAGUAAUGAUGAAAAAUCAGUAAUUGUUAUAGAUAGAUUAUUUUUAAAUCCCUAUAAAUGGAAUAUGUUUGAAAUGUUUGGAGUAACUAUUUAGCCUGAGUGCAUUGAAAAUUUUUCAUUUAAACAUUGACAUUAAGAACAUUGUUUUAAUGAUGAUAUUUUUGUGAUAUAUUCAAUGAUUUUGCUUUUAUAUGUUUUAUGUUUUUAACUAUCUAUCCUUAUUUUGCAUUGUAUUGGAUUAAGCUAUGAAAUUUGCUGAGAUUUGAAGUAAUGAAAUACUGGUUCUGUAGAAUACUAAAUAAACAUUUAUGUGCUGUUAAUUUACCUUGCUUCACAUAAAAUAAGAAUUGGCAUACAUAAACAAUUAUCUCCCUGAAAACAUAAGUAA